AUGUAUCCACUGAUGGAUCGGUGCAUUAUGAAGUUGGUCAACUAUUUGGACCAGCAAACAAUUGGUGUGUCUGGUGAAGAAGCGGUGAUCGAUCCAAAAGCAGUCAUCAUUGGCUUCACUAUCGACGUCAUUGCCUGCACAUCGUUUGCAACUGAAACGGACACCAAUGGAGAUCGCACAAACGCCAACGAUCCUCUGCUGAAACACAGUGAAACCAUAUUUGCCUUUAAUGGUUUUAAAAUUGCUGCUGUUUUUGCAUUACCUCGGCGGGUGCUCAAUUUGCUCAAUAUCACCACUUGGUUUGAUCAAAAUUCAUUUGACUACUUUAUCAAUUUGACAAAGCAGAUACUGCAGCAAAGGAAACUUGAAGAGGGCACCAGUACUAAGCGAAAUGACUUUGUUCAGUUGAUGGUUGACAGUUUUGUUUAUGAUGACGCGCUACAAAACACUGACUACAGCAAGUUAACUGCUAGUGCUAAUGAAGACUUUAGUGAAACAAAGUCUCUUGAAACAAGCGAUAGUUUUCAGCCAACAAAACACAAGUUGUCUGAAGAUGACAUCAUUGCUCAAUCAAUCUUGUUUUUUGCUGCAGGAUUUGAAACAACUGCUUCAACAUUAACAAACUGUCUGUUUGAGUUGGCUAAAUAUCCCGACGUUCAGAACAAAUUAUUUGAAGAGUUGAACUCUAACCUGGCAGAUUUUCUUACUGAUGAAGCUAUGACCUCACAGGAGUAUUUUGAAAUUGUCGUCAACGGUUCACCGUAUUUGGACGCUACUAUUAAGGAAACACUGCGGAGAUAUCCACCAGCGAUUCGAAUUGAGAGAAGAAUUACUUCUGAAAAAGGUUACACUAUUUCAGGCGUUCACCUUCCUAAGGACACACUGAUUGAAAUUAGUGCCUAUGCGGUUCACCAUGACUCUGAGUACUUUCCUGAACCUUUUGUUUUUAAGCCAGAGCGUUUCUUACCCGAAAACCGUCAAAAUUUAAAACCGUACUCUUACAUUCCCUUUGGCCAGGGUCCGCGUAAUUGCAUCGGCAUGCGAUUUGCUUACCAGGAGAUUAAGCUGUUUUUGGCUAAAGUCAUUCGUCGUUACCGAUUUUCUACAACACCAAAUACGCCUCAGAAACUGUCAUUCAAACCAGGAUCAUUGCUGUUGAAU
Molecule: messenger RNA, 1161 nt
Organism: Rhagoletis zephyria (snowberry fruit fly)
Lineage: Eukaryota; Metazoa; Arthropoda; Insecta; Diptera; Tephritidae
Source: RefSeq, a predicted model, not a curated record